Danaus chrysippus (African queen) is the source of this 963-nucleotide messenger RNA. Lineage: Eukaryota; Metazoa; Arthropoda; Insecta; Lepidoptera; Nymphalidae. The record is from the annotation of a GenBank genome assembly.
AUGGCGAACGACAGCAGAAUUAUUGUAACUAAUCUAAUAUCUAUCUUUGCAGCUUCUCUCCCAGGCACAGAAGCCGCUCAUCAAUUAGUUGUCUGCGUCCGUAAUAAAUGUACGCCUGAAGAAGCGUUGAAUGUGCUUCGUGAACUACCGAAUCCUCUACGCGAGGGUGACGCCAACGCCGCUCACACAGCCUACAACCCUCUCAAGAUUGACGUAUUUGUUCAAACACUGCUGAACCUCGGCAGCAAGAGCAUCUCACAUAGUUUCGCCGCUAUAUCUAAAUUCCAUUACGUAUUCAAGAUUCUAGCUGAAUCAGAAGAAGCUCAGAUAUGUGUUCUUCGCAAUGUUUGGGAGUUAUGGCAGAGGCACAGUCAGAUGGUGUGCGUUUUGGUCGAUAAAAUGUUGAAGACUCAGAUCGUCGAAUGCAGCGCUGUGGCUACAUGGCUGUUCUCAAAGGAAAUGGCUCCAUACUUCACUCACGGAUAUCUAUGGGAGAUAUUACAUCUCACUAUAGAUAAGAUGAACAAACACGUGUCCAAAUUGAGUAAGGAAUUACAAGAAGCAAGGGAGGCGUUGGCCAGAGCUGAUUCAAGCAGUUCAGAAUCAGAAGACGAAAGUGGCAGUAAGAAGAAGAAAGAUCAAGAUAAACCAACGGAAGAAGCGGUAGAGCGUAUGGAAGAACGCCUAGAAAUGGCUCACACGGAUCAAAAGCGUCUGUUCCUGAUCGUAUUCCAGCGGUUCAUAAUGAUCCUGUCUGAACACCUGGUGCGAGCCGACACAGACGCCAGGGACCCUCACACACACUGGUACAGGGCCACGCUAGCCAGGCUUCGGCAGGUCUUCCUACUUCAUCACGAACAAGUGCAGAAGUACAGCAGUACGUUGGAAACGCUGUUAUUCACUCAAGACCUGGACCCACAUAUUUUAGACGUCUUCCAUCAAUUCGUAGCACUAACAGCAUAA